CUCAAGAGCAGUUUUCUGUUGCACCAUUACCCUGCCCAUUUUCCUAGAAAUUGCCGAGUGAGAUUCCUUUUGUGCGUGUGGGUCUACAAAACGAAUCAAGGAAAGGAAAACAAUGAGUCGUCAAAAGUCUACAAAUAAGCGUGGCCUGGCGUCGUGCCCGGACCGGAGCAGAGACUGAAGUCGUCGAGAAAGAGACGAUGGGAGAGAUCGCCGGAGUUCCGUCGGAGGCGGCAGAUCGCCAAUUACCCGGCACCGACAUCAGCUGUAACGGUAACAAUAUCCAUAGCUCAAUUCCCCACGCUCCGCCGCCGACUGAUCGUCCUGUCCGCGUCUACGCCGACGGGAUCUACGAUCUCUUCCAUUUCGGCCAUGCUCGAUCUCUGGAACAAGCUAAAAAAUCGUUUCCCAACACGUACUUGCUGGUGGGAUGCUGCAGUGAUGCGGUCACGCACAAGUUCAAGGGCAAAACUGUCAUGACCGAAGAGGAACGCUAUGAAUCCCUCCGCCAUUGCAAGUGGGUGGAUGAAGUUAUUCCUGAUGCCCCAUGGGUGAUAAAUCAAGAAUUCCUAGACAAGCAUAAAAUUGACUUUGUGGCCCAUGAUGCUCUUCCUUACGCCGAUGCUAGUGGAGCAGGAAAUGAUGUCUAUGAAUUUGUCAAAGCUGUUGGGAGAUUUAAAGAAACAAAGCGAACUGAAGGGAUUUCUACUUCAGACAUUAUUAUGAGGAUAGUUAAAGACUAUAACCAGUAUGUCAUCCGCAACCUGGAUCGCGGAUAUUCAAGAAAAGAACUUGGAGUCAGUUAUGUGAAGGAAAAACGCCUUAGGGUGAACAUGAGACUGAAGAAGCUACAGGAGAAGGUCAAGGAGCAUCAAGAGAAAGUAGGAGAAAAGAUUCAAAUUGUUGCAAAAACUGCUGGUAUGCAUCGCAAUGAGUGGAUUGAAAAUGCUGAUCGGUUAGUUGCCGGUUUUCUGGAAAUGUUUGAGGAGGGCUGUCAUAAAAUGGGAACGGCCAUAAGGGACCGAAUUCAAGAACAGUUGAGAGCUCAUCAGCAGAGAGGUCUGCUCGAAUAUGGGAGCGAAGAAGAGGAAGAAGAAGAUUACUAUUAUGACGACGAAGAAGAAGAAGAGGAAGACGAUGAGGAACGUUUCUAUGAAGAUUACAAUGAGGACCCAAAGAAAUAGUAAUACUGCUCCAUUUUGCUGUUGUGAUUUAUUUUCUAACUGCUAAUCUGGUUAAACUCAUGUGAUUUGCCAUAUGUUGUAUGAAAAUCUAGGCUUGUCACAUCAAAAGGGUAUAACGAUUGUGCAGGUUGUGGGGGUGGGGGUGGGGUAUCUUUUCCCUUCAUGAUUUAUAUAUAUAGUGCAGCAAUCAAAUGCAGCGUAGGUGUGUUUGGUGUGUUACUGUAAGGGGAAAAUUGAGCUUUAAUACCAUGUGCUUUGAUUAAAAUAUUCAAACUCCCCAGCGUUUGGGUCUGUUUGGGAAUAACGUUUCCAAUUGACGCUCGUAUAUUUGGACACCUUCAGUCUCUUUACUUGUGAGUAAAUAUUGAAGUAGGUU
This is a messenger RNA of Cuscuta campestris, 1557 nucleotides long. NCBI's taxonomy places the organism in Eukaryota, Viridiplantae, Streptophyta, Magnoliopsida, Solanales, Convolvulaceae. The record is from the annotation of a GenBank genome assembly.